Messenger RNA from Selaginella moellendorffii, 1752 nucleotides. RefSeq names its product pentatricopeptide repeat-containing protein At2g33680. The record is from RefSeq and is a predicted model, not a curated record. The coding region runs from base 1 to 1752 and encodes 583 amino acids. The transcript has a single exon. Gene Ontology annotation, biological process: RNA modification. Lineage: Eukaryota; Viridiplantae; Streptophyta; Lycopodiopsida; Selaginellales; Selaginellaceae. Gene Ontology annotation, molecular function: RNA binding; protein binding.
AUGUAUGGAAGAUCCGGCUCCAUCGCCGAGGCCCGGCGAGCGUUCCUGGCCAUCCCGUCCAGGCUCAAGAGCGUCGCUUCCUUCAACUCGAUGCUCCGGGCGUACGUUCUCGCGGGACUCCAGCGCGAAGCCAUCGAUCUCUUCGACCAGAUGCCCAGCGAUCCAGCGCCUAACGCCGUGAGCUUCACGACCGCGAUCGGGGCUUGCUCGGCGCUCGGCUGGAUCGAGAAAGGAACAGCGAUCCACGCGAGGCUCGCUGGAACCGGGCUGGAAACCGACAUGGGUCUGGCCACCGCGCUCGUCAACAUGUAUGGCAAACGCGGGCUCUUCGAUCUGGCCACCAAAGUCUUCGAAUCCAUGACUGCCAAGACGGUGGUCACCUGGAGCGCUCUCAUCGCAGCGUAUGCCCAGCACGGGCAUGCCGAGGAGGCAUUUGAUCUGUACAGGAGGAUGAUGAGAGAGGGAUCCAAGCCAAACGAAGUUACCUUCUUGAGCGUGCUCAGUGCUUGCUCCACGAUGCGGUGGCUGGAGCGCGGCCGGGAGAUCCACUCCGAGAUCGUCAACUUGGGCUUGGACAGAUCGCUGGUCCUGAUGAACACCGUGCUCACCAUGUAUAUCAAGUGCCGGAGCUUGGACGAAGCUGGAGAGUUCUUCGCGGCUAUGGCUUCCAGGGACUUGAAGUCGUGGAUGUUCAUCAUCGCGGCGAAUGCCCAGCAAGGCCGUCCCGAGAGAGCGCUGGCGCUGUUUCGGUCGCUGCUAGAGGAGAAGGAUCCCACUCUCCAGCCGGACGAAGUCAUCUUUGCCAGCGUUCUCAAUGCCUGCUCCACGAAGAAGUGGUCGGAUGAUGGAAGGGCUAUCCACCGGAUCAUCCCUCCUCGGCUGGAAGCUACUGCUGUGAUCGGCACUGCUCUCGUCGACUUCUACAGCAACUGCGGAGAUCUCGCGAAUGCCAAGUCUGCCUUUGCCAGGAUCGUUGACAAGGACGUCGCUGCCUGGAACGCCAUCAUCGGUGCUUGCAUCCAGCACAGGCUCUACGAGGAAGCUCUCGAGAUCUUCUACCGGAUGAACGUAGAAGGCUGCUCGCUGCCAAACCAUCGCACCUUCGUGGCUCUGCUCGAGGCAUGUACCGAGUCGCCGUCGCUAGGAGCUGCCGGGAGGAAGCUCUACGAGCGAAUAGUCGCCAGUGGCUAUGAGCUCGGCCUCGUCCUUGGAACCGGGAUCAUCAACAUGUUUGCAAAGUUGGGUAGCCUCGAUCGAGCUCGAGACGUCUUCGCGAGGAUGCCGAUCAAGGACCUGGUGUCCUGGACCGCCAUCAUCGCCGCUCACACCCGCAGUGGAGCUCGAGUCGGGGCCAGAGAGCUGUACUGGAUGAUGGCACUCCAGGGCCUGGAGCCUGACGAGGUGACGUAUAUCAGCAUUCUCUCCUCGUGUGCUCACGCAGGGAUGGUGGACGAGGCCUGGAGCUACUUUGUGUCGAUGACCGAGGACUUUGGAGUCGAGCCGCGGGAGGAGCACUACGUCUGCGUGAUUGAUCUGCUGGGACGAGCUGGACGGCUGCGGGACGCCGAGGAGCUCGUGAUGAAAACGUCCAAGCUGCUGGGGGCAGUGGGAUGGACAAGUGUUCUGGGCGCCUGUCGGACUCACGGGGAUUUGCAUCGAGCCAACCAAGUUGUGGACGAGGCUGUCAAGCUCGAGCCAGGAAACUCUGGAGCGUAUCUCCUGCUUGCGCAUACUUCUUAUAAUAACCAUUGA